AUGCACCCUGGAUUCCCUGUGGCCCCUGGGCUCUCUGAACCAGGGCCCGGAGAGUUGUGCGCCUUUGUGAGCGGGGCUUCAGCCCACAUCCUGCGAGCCCUGCAGCCCAGGCGUACCCGCCCCCCCAAGCGCAAGCCCAACCACCGGAGGUUUCUACACAACCAGAUCUGCAGGCAGUUUGCCAAGAUUCAAGCCGCCACCCAGCACCUGGCCCUGUCCAUCCUGUCCCAAACAGCGCCUCCCCAGAGACCACCACCCAGAAGACCACCUCCACCGCCUCCAUCCCCCUUCCUGGGGGUGGCCUGUGCUGAGGCCCCUGUGGAAGUGCCCCACGACAACGGCCCCAGCCUAAGUCUAGCUGCUCUGGACACCUCGACCCUUGACCUCUUUGACGACAUUCUGCUCACUCCUGCGUGUCCCCUGGUGGCUACUGAAGACCUCUGCCAGACACCCCAGGAGGCGUCUGAAUUCACCUCUCAUACUCCAGGCCCAGGAAACCAGAGAGACCCAACCCCAAUGCAGGUUCCAAGGUUCUCCAAUCCUCUGCCCCCUCCCCAGAAUGCCCACGGGGGAAGUCUGGAGCCUACAGCUCUAGGCUGGGGCUGGGUGGACAGUUGGGAGGAACCUUGUGCCUGGGAUCCUAGAGGAAUUCUGGAUGGCUGGGGGACCCUUUGAAACCUAUUCGAGACACAGGCCCGACCCAUCUCAGGUCCAACCAAACUCUCCCCUCUUGACAGACCUGAGAUGUACAGCUCAGCUGGUAGGUUCCAGCCUAGAACCCACAAACCUGUAAAACAAACCAAUCCCAGACACUCACUGGGUACCUCUGUCCACUCCCUGCCUAUGCAUUUUCCUUUCUCCCUUCCCAGCACAGGUUGCCUCCCCUCCCCUUCCCUCCCUGACUCUUCUCCUCUUCUCCUCUCUCUCUCUCUCUCUCUCUCUCUCUCUCUCUC
Messenger RNA from Arvicola amphibius (Eurasian water vole), 953 nucleotides. It is a transcript of the gene C8H19orf85, whose product is annotated as chromosome 8 C19orf85 homolog. The transcript is spliced from 2 exons. The coding region runs from base 1 to 675 and encodes 224 amino acids. The record is from RefSeq and is a predicted model, not a curated record. NCBI's taxonomy places the organism in Eukaryota, Metazoa, Chordata, Mammalia, Rodentia, Cricetidae.